Neofelis nebulosa (Clouded leopard) is the source of this 2915-nucleotide messenger RNA. RefSeq names its product glutathione peroxidase 5 (gene GPX5). Lineage: Eukaryota; Metazoa; Chordata; Mammalia; Carnivora; Felidae. Gene Ontology annotation, molecular function: glutathione peroxidase activity. Gene Ontology annotation, biological process: response to oxidative stress. The transcript is spliced from 5 exons. The coding region runs from base 1561 to 2139 and encodes 192 amino acids. The record is from RefSeq and is a predicted model, not a curated record.
GCUCUCCAGGCCCAGAGUCUCUCGAUCCCCACACCCUGGUACCCAACAUGAUUGUCAUUGAUUUUCACUGCAGUAGCAAAGGGGGAAGAAGACAAAUCAUGAAAAAUGUUCAGCUAAGCACCGGCACCAUGGACAUGGAGAUCGAUGCUUUCACACAACAUUCUCAGUUUUGCUGGCCUGCAUGUCUCUGUGCACUUAGGGGAAAGCGCAGAGGCCUGCUUAGAGGAGGCAGCCUUCUGACUAGGGGCAGGGACUGAGGCCCGCAGCCCGGUGUGCUAGCGAGAGCAGCAGCCGGCCAAGAAGGUUGGAGAAAGUCCGGUUUUGUUUGUGUGGCAUCAGGACCGGUGCUGGCUGGCUGGCUGGCUGGCUAAAAUCCUUUCUAGUCCCUUGGAUUUCCAGGGAGUCUGGGUUAAUCCUACUUUAAAUCUGGACCUUCCUUAUCGCAUUUCGUCCUUCUCCCCUUUCUCUGACCAGUUCCUCUCUGCCUUUGUCUCACCAUGAGGCUUGGUAGCUUCCUUUUCACACUCCCUGGAUUCUGUGAGGCUGUGCUGAUGAGCACUGUGGAGUCCAGACCCUUUGGGUCCCUCGUGGACUCUACAAGAAUAGAGUGGGGGAAGAAUAAGGCGAGAUCUGCCUUGUAGAGGAAUUGAACCUAAAAUCAGGCAGCGAGAAUGUCAUGUACAAAGUAUUUCCAUAAGUUAUAUGGAACUUAUUUGUGUCACAUAGAAUCCUGCUCAAGUAUGCUCAGAAGAUCUGGGGAGGAACAGGACAGACAGAGCCAGUGAUGAAGGCGAGAAUUCGAUUCCUAGAGCACCAUGCGGUGGGGGGCUGAUUAUGUGAGAGCAGCUGCUGCUGGACAGAUGUUCGCGGCACCAGCGGAUGGUCUUGGGCUCUCGCUGUCCUCUACUGGGAGCUACAGAAGGAGCAUCACGGUGGUGGCUUGUAAAACCAUCACACGAGUAAGAGAGACGUGAGGGACAGAAGUAUCCCAAGCAGGGCUGAUGUUAGCUUCUAGAAGGUAAAACCUGGAAGGCCGCUUGAAGAGCUGGUGGGAAUCUAGAUGAAUGUCUUCGUCUUACCCGCAGGGGAACUGAGGGUCAAGGAUGAGAACGGCCCAGGUUCACAGGAAACUGGGGAGCAGAGCUGGCUUUGGAUCCCCAGGCCGGAGUUCCUUCCACACCACGCUGAUGCGUGGAGAAAGCAGUCGGGAGGCCUCGGGAAAGUUACAGAAGUGACCAGGCCGUCCUCAGGUACAUAAGCCAUCCCACACCUGCCCUUUUGUGGGAGAGUCUAGGCGGGACACCUUCAGUCCAGAACCAGCAAGAAGCCUCAUUUCCAUGGAAGCACAAAGGGCAGCGAGCUUUUCUCUUUGGCCUCCCUUACUUCGUGAAUCUCUGCUCUUUUCACCUCAUCCUGGCACGUUUCCCAGCGCCCUACCUCUGCCAGGAUGACGGGAGGGGACAUGACUGCCUGCUGCUCAAACACCAUUGGCUGUCCAGUCACAAGACAUAUGUUUCCAUCGUGUCGUGGACGCCUCAGACAAGCCCUGUUUGUCUGCUGAUGGAUUGCUACAAAGAUGUGAAAGGCACCAUCUACGAAUAUGACGCCCUCACUCUUAAUGGAAAGGAACACAUUCAGUUCAAGCAGUACGCGGGCAAGCACGUCCUUUUCGUCAACGUGGCCACCUACUGCGGUCUGACGGCUCAGUAUCCUGAACUGAACGCACUUCAGGACGAGCUGAAGCCCUGGGGCCUGGUCGUGCUGGGCUUUCCCUGCAACCAGUUUGGGAACCAGGAACCAGGAGAGAACUCGGAGAUCCUUCCGGGGCUGAAGUAUGUGCGUCCAGGGAGAGGAUAUGUACCGAAUUUCCAGCUUUUUGAGAAAGGGGAUGUGAAUGGCAAAACAGAACAGAAAGUCUUCAGCUUCUUGAAGCUCUCCUGCCCUCACCCCUCUGAGGUGCUGGGCUCUUCCAGACACAUAUCCUGGGAGCCGGUAAAGGUCCACGACAUCCGCUGGAACUUUGAGAAGUUCCUGGUGGGGCCCAACGGGGUCCCUGUCAUGCGCUGGUUCCACCAGGCUCCCAUCAGCACCGUCAGAUCGGACAUCCUGGAGUACCUGAAGCAGCUAAAAACGAAAUAGGAAUCCCGUGUGUGGGGCGGGAGCCAUCCUGCUUCUUACCUGAAGACGUUUUUAAAAAAUUCCGUGUUUCACUACGCUGUCUUCCUAAAUGGCCUCCACUCAACUCAGUCACUCUAUCCUGCCGAAGUUCCCCCUCUCUACCAAGUAGAUUGACGCUCAGAAGGCUGCUGCUAUUUCUCCUUGUAAGAGUACGGACGUGGGAGAAGCACAAAACACUGGAAACCCUACAUCCUCAGACGCCUGUUACAGAUGUCAUCACUCCUAUCCGUCAAGGGAAAAUCAGCCUUCCGUGAGGAUGGGUCAGUCUGCCACAAUAUCCUGGAGAAGUGCGUUCCUAGACACCACGUUGCCCCUGCUCUCUCCACCCGACAGGUGUAGAAAGAACAGUGGGGUGGUAGCCACACAGUCUGGGUUCCACCUCAUAACGUUUUCCCUCCCCUAAGGACAAACACGCAUUGUCAGUUCCCAAGUCUUUUCAGAUCAUCGUUCACCAGUGACACCCACCGUCCCACAUGCACACCGACCUGUCAUUCUGGUUUAGGAGCCCUGGGGUGGAGUGGGAGCAGGGGACUGCCUCGCAUGAAGGGAGGGGCAUCUCCAGAGCCUCCCUCUCACUUAGAUCCUACAGAAACUUUCCUAGGGUCUGACCUCUAGUGACUCAGGCUACGACACCCGGGCCAGGCACCCUUGGAAGGAUGGGCUUUCCUCUCUCCACCCUACGUUCCUCAGCAUCACAGCCAGCCCUGUCCUGUCCCAAUAAAAUGUUUUCUGCAGCA